This is a messenger RNA of Bathycoccus prasinos, 1236 nucleotides long. RefSeq lists its product with no specific name. The record is from RefSeq and is a predicted model, not a curated record. The transcript has a single exon. NCBI's taxonomy places the organism in Eukaryota, Viridiplantae, Chlorophyta, Mamiellophyceae, Mamiellales, Bathycoccaceae. Bases 1 to 1236 code for a protein of 411 amino acids.
AUGGAUGACGUGCGUUUCGUGAAAGAAAAAAAAGGAAAAAAAAAUCACACAUGCGUCUCCCAUACAUGCCCUAAGAUGAAGAGAAACGGUAAACUUCAAUGCCACGCUAAAACGACUAAAUUGAACUUGCUCAUCAAAUCAUUUUUUGCGUUUUCAGCGAUCUGUUUUUUAAACUGGAGGAUAGUUGAGAGACAAAGUAAUGUUGGGGGAAACUGUGAAUUUUCUGAUGCGAAAACCUGUAAAUUUGAACUUUGUCAACAUAGUAAUAUAACACGAAGAAAGGGUCUUAAAAUACUUAUCCACUACAUCUAUUAUGAGACUGAAGAUAUGCUGGUGCCAGUCAAGAUAAACAAAAGGGUAAAUUUAUUGACCUUUAUAAAAGGUGCUGUUGAAUCUAGAACAAGGGUAGUUGAUUUCUUUUUCACUCUAAGUGGAAGUUUUCCAACUGUUCGUGAUUUCUAUGAUUCAGUUGGUGUUCAAACAUCAGCCCAAGAAGUAUUUCCGAACUAUCCUAACGUCAAAGUGUUUGGAGCUCCUAGCAAUAAAAAUAAAGUUUCAGACUUGUGUCAUCAUGCAAAGUUUAUACGUUCGCAGCAUGAAGAAGUCAAGAACUAUGACUACUUUAUAUUUACAAAUGAUGGAGUGCGAGGACCAUUUUACAACAAAAAAGAUGAAACAGAUAUGUCUGAUACUUCUCUACCAUAUUGGUUGAGCAAAUUUGUAAAUCCGUUUGUUGAUAGUAAAAAUCUUUGUAUGGUUGGCCCGGCGAUGAGUUGUGAGAUUCGAUUUCAUUUACAAAGCUGGUGGCUUACGCUGUCAAAUUUUUAUUUCUCUGAUUAUCUAGCCAUCACAGAAGAAACUUGUGAAUCGUACAUGCCUUGGUCGGAAGCUAUCAAAAGAGAGUUGAGACUUUCAGAAAAUUGCCUUAAAAAAGGAGGCGCAAUAGCUAGUUAUCAUCCGAUGAUUUACAACUUUACAAAAAAUGAUGAAGAUGUUCUUAAUAACGAUACAAGUAGUUGUAUGGAACUUUUUUCGCACUGUAGGAAUCCAACUAUCACAUUUGAAGCAAGUGUAGAAGCGCUCCAAUCGCAAGUUUUCAUAAAAUAUGGUGGCGAGCCAUGGCGAAGAAAGCAGUAUUCGAAUGCUCAGGUAGGAAUUAUUGAAAGGGAAACGAGAGAUAUCUUGGGGGAAUACGCUGAAUAUUCAAACUCUGAUAGACCAGCGCUUCAUUUCUGA